GAUAUGGCGGACGCAGCUCCAGCCCGUGGCGGAUUCCGGGGCGGUUUUGGCGCGCGCGGCCGCGGCCGGGGGCGCGGUCGUGGCCGCGGCCGCGGGCGCGGACGUGGCCGCGGCGGCAAGGACGAGAAGGAGUGGGUGCCCGUCACCAAGCUGGGCCGCCUGGUCAAGGAUGGCAAGAUCAAGAUGCUGGAGGAGAUCUUCCUCUUCUCGAUGCCCAUCAAGGAGUUCGAGAUCAUCGACACGUUCCUGGGCUCGGCGCUGCGCGAUGACGUUCUGAAGAUCAUGCCGGUGCAGAAGCAGACGCGUGCCGGUCAGCGCACCCGCUUCAAGGCCUUCGUCGCGAUCGGCGACUCCAACGGCCACAUCGGCCUGGGCGUCAAGUGCUCCAAGGAGGUGGCCACGGCCAUCCGGGGCGCCAUCGUGCUGGCCAAGCUCUCGAUCGUGCCGGUGCGGCGCGGCUACUGGGGUAACAAGAUCGGCAAGCCUCACACGGUCCCGUGCAAGGUGACCGGCAAGUGCGGCUCCGUCCAGGUGCGGCUGAUCCCGGCGCCGCGCGGUACCGGCAUCGUGUCGGCGCCCAUCCCCAAACACCUGCUCACCAUGGCCGGCAUCGAGGACUGCUACACGUCCGCCCGCGGCAGCACCAGCACGCUCGGCAACUUCGCCAAGGCGACGUAUGCGGCCAUCGCCAAGACGUACGGCUACCUGACGCCGGACCUGUGGAAGGAGACGGUGUUCACCAUGUCGCCGAUCCAGGAGUUCACAGACUACCUGGUGAAGAACCACCGGCAGGUGCAGACCACCCAGCGCGAGGAGGCCUAGGGCCGGCGAACGCGCGCGCGCCAACCGAAUACAAAUGUAGAGAAGUG
Molecule: messenger RNA, 869 nt
Organism: Pollicipes pollicipes
Lineage: Eukaryota; Metazoa; Arthropoda; Thecostraca; Pollicipedomorpha; Pollicipedidae
Gene: RpS2
Product: ribosomal protein S2
Exons: 4
Coding region: 4-822 (272 amino acids)
Biological process (GO): translation
Cellular component (GO): cytosolic small ribosomal subunit; ribosome
Molecular function (GO): RNA binding; structural constituent of ribosome
Source: RefSeq, a predicted model, not a curated record